GUCGGUGCAGUUUGAUUUGCCUUCAGACAAACAAUUCUCACAGUUCAGAUUGACUGUUUGUGUUGUAAAUCUCAUUUGUUAAUUAUUAAAUUUAACUGUGUUAAUCUAGUUUUUAAUUAAUUAAAUAGUAUUAUAAUAGUUAUCUCAAAAUGGCUCUCAGCAAUGCAGACGUCCAAAAACAGAUUUCCCACAUGAUGGCUUUCAUCGAGCAAGAAGCUCAAGAAAAGGCCGAAGAAAUAGAAACUAAAGCUGAGGAAGAGUUUGAAAUUGAAAAAGGUAGACUGGUGAAUGAACAAAGGAUCAAAAUUAUGGAAUAUUUCGAAAAGAAGGAGAAACAGGUCGAACUACAAAGAAGAAUCCAAAACUCUCACAUGUUAAACGCUGCCCGAUUAAAGGUCCUCAAAGCUCGAGAAGAACAUAUCAAAAGUGUUUCAGAAGAAGCUAGACAUAAACUUAUCGAAGUAACUAAAGAUCAAGACAUGUAUUCCAAGGUUAUGCAAAAGCUAAUUGCUCAGUGUUUAUUUCAACUGUUGGAAGAACAUGUUUUAAUCAAAUGUCGCCAACAAGAUAAAUCCCUAGUCGAAAAUGUUUUGGAAGCUGCUGUAGAGGAGUACAAACAAGCUACCAGUAAAAAAAUCAAAGCAGUUUUAGACAAUGAAAGAUUUCUUGCUUCUGAUUCAUGCGGUGGUAUCGAAGUUACUGCUCAAAAUGGCAAAAUUAAAUGUAUUAACACACUUGAGAGUAGACUUGAGGCUAUUUCCCAGCACACGUUGCCAAUGAUUCGGGUUGCUCUAUUCGGUCGUAAUCCUAACCGUAAAUUUGAUGAUUGAGCUGGUCUCCAUGUUUAUUCAUCAUAUUUUUUGUGUGUGGUUUCGAGUCGUAUUGUUAUAUUUUUUUCUUAUAUAUCUUUUUUUGGUUGCUGUUCACCAAGAAAUGGACUGAUUUCAUGUCCUGUGAUACGAUUAGGUUAUGAAAGAAUGUUACAUUAGUCCAAGCAUUCCAGAGAAUCAUACACACAACAAACUCAUACGCAACACAACAUAUUCUACCUUUUAUUCUGUUUUCCUAAUCAAGUGUUUUUUUCUCCUUUGUGGAAUCAGUUUGAGCAAAACUAUUCGCAGCAAUCAAGCAAGAUCAUCGUAUCAGAUUAUGGUGUAAUUUAAGAUUAUAUAAAGUAUAAUCCAGAUGAUUAAAUAUACCAAAAAGUUUAC
Molecule: messenger RNA, 1211 nt
Organism: Tetranychus urticae (two-spotted spider mite)
Lineage: Eukaryota; Metazoa; Arthropoda; Arachnida; Trombidiformes; Tetranychidae
Gene: Vha26
Product: V-type proton ATPase subunit Vha26
Biological process (GO): proton transmembrane transport
Cellular component (GO): proton-transporting two-sector ATPase complex, catalytic domain
Molecular function (GO): proton-transporting ATPase activity, rotational mechanism
Source: RefSeq, a predicted model, not a curated record